AUGGAAGAAGAACCCCAGCUGCCAGUCAUAACCUUCCUAGAUAGGAAUGCUUCAACAUCUAGAAAGCGGUCACCUAAGGUGGUACACCUCGAGUCCGACUCCGAGGCCGAGGAAGAGGAAUCCGACGACCCUGGCCAGAAGGAAGACACCAUGGAGGCGGAACCAGAGAAGAAGUUGAACCCUUGCGGAAGUCCAAAGGUGGAAUACGUACCCUAUUCCCCCACUUCGGCACCCCGUCGAGUUUUGGUUCAUCCCACACAACGGAACCGGGUCUUCACUGCGCAAAAGGGUGUUGAAGGGAGACCCCUGGGAAUGUCCAACAGUUCCCCCACCCUCUGCCGAUGCACCCCAACGUCAAGGACGAGUCUUUGCCCUCAGCAGGUCUGUCAGAGGGUUUGCAUCCUCAUUUCAGGUAGAUCACACCUUGCUAACCUAGUGUGCCUCCCUUUAGUAGGAUUAGAUAUCAUCAUAGGAAUGGACUGGCUCAACGAAAACCGAGUCUCGUUAGAUUGUUUUGAGAGAAAAGUCAUCUUCCCUUCUCAAUCCAUACGAGACACACGUGACCUUCCAAGAUCCUCCGAAGACACCAAUACGAGGCAAGAAUAUGCCUUGCUAAAUUCGGUAAAAGCAGACUCCCAUCAGGAGUUCUGUGAGAUACCAGUAGUACACGACUUUUCAGAUGUCUUUUCCGAAGAUAUACCCUCGUUUCCCCCAACACGAGAGGUUGAUUUCUCCAUAGAAUUGAUGCCUGGGACAGGGCCAAUCUCCAUAGCCCCUUACCGGAUGGCUCCAUUGGAACUCACUGAACUGAAGAACCAACUAGAGGAGCUGCUGCAAAAAGGAUUCAUCCGACCAAGUGCCUCUCCCUGGGGAGCUCCAGUAUUGUUUGUGAGGAAAAAGGACGGCAGCAUGCGUCUCUGCGUGGACUAUAGGCAACUCAACAAAAUCACGGUGAAGAACAAGUAUCCCCUCCCAAGAAUAGGUGACUUAAUGGACCAACUACAAGGUGCAACAGUGUUCUCAAAAAUCGACCUGAGAUCAGGGUAUCAUCAAAUAAGGGUAAGAGAGGAAGACAUUCCAAAGACAGCAUUUCAAACGAGAUACGGACACUACGAGUUCACCGUAAUGUCUUUUGGGUUUACCAAUGCCCCGCCGUCUUUAUGGACUACAUGA
Molecule: messenger RNA, 1173 nt
Organism: Arachis ipaensis
Lineage: Eukaryota; Viridiplantae; Streptophyta; Magnoliopsida; Fabales; Fabaceae
Source: RefSeq, a predicted model, not a curated record